UUAAAACUGUAUGCUACUCAAACUCAGAUCUAAUUGUUAACAUGGAUUUGAAAUACGUUUUUAAUGAAGCAGAUGAGGAGCAUCCUAAAAAUCUGAUACCAUCUUUAUGUAAACAGUUCUAUGAUUUAGGUUGGGUAACAGGCACUGGAGGUGGGAUUAGUAUUAAAAAUGGGGAUAAUAUAUUUAUAGCACCAUCUGGUGUACAAAAAGAAAGAAUUAAGCCAGAAGAUUUGUUUGUUCAAACAAUUGAUGGAGAAGAUAUUUUAACACCUCCUCCUGCAAAAAAGUUGAAAAAAAGCCAAUGCACCCCUCUCUUUAUGAAUGCCUAUACUAUGAGAAAUGCUGGCAGUGUUAUACACACCCACUCAAAGGCGGCUGUGUUGGCAACGCUUCUAUUUCCUGGACGAGAAUUUAAAAUCACCCACCAAGAAAUGAUAAAAGGCAUCAAGAAAUGUUCAACAGGAGAAUACUACCGAUAUGAUGAAGAGUUAGUAGUGCCAAUUGUAGAAAAUACACCUUAUGAAGAAGAUCUCAAGGAUGCCAUGGCUCUUGCAAUGAAAGACUACCCAGAUACGUGUGCUGUUCUUGUACGCCGUCAUGGGGUUUAUGUCUGGGGUGACACAUGGGAGAAAGCUAAGACAAUGUGCGAAUGCUAUGAUUAUCUGUUUGACAUAGCUGUUCAAAUGACUGCGUUAAAAUUAGACCCUACACAAAAGCCAGUACCCCACAGUGAUGCCUACUUGAGCAGAUCUUCAAGAUAACAAAUAACUGACAACCUCAUUUUUCCACCCACAUAGAUUUUGUUUGAUUAGGCUGUCCCAGGAUGAAACAUUUCUACACAAAUCUGGGUCAAAGUUAUUCUUAAAGCUACUUUAUAUAUGCAGAUUACUGGUAUCUUGUUAUAGAUUUUAUUUAAUUCAACACAAGGCAUUUAAUUUACACUUGAAAUUAAUGGGAUGAACUUUCACUUUAUGUUUUUCAGUAACUAAGUUCUAUGAAUUUCUUGUGAUGGGAACUCAGUUUUUAUGUUUUUCCAUUUUCUUGUGAUGGGAUUUAAUUGCACCUCAUGUUACCAAUAUCUUGGUUGUGUAAUGUAUGCAAUUAUACUCAACAAAAACACUUCCAAUCUACAGAUUGUUUUAAAGUGUUGAGAGAAAGAUUAUUGGCUUAUGUUUAUGUCAAAGUUUUUAACUUCAAAUGACCUAAUGUAUUAAAGAUCUGUAAAAAUA
Molecule: messenger RNA, 1229 nt
Organism: Physella acuta
Lineage: Eukaryota; Metazoa; Mollusca; Gastropoda; Physidae
Product: methylthioribulose-1-phosphate dehydratase
Cellular component (GO): cytoplasm
Molecular function (GO): methylthioribulose 1-phosphate dehydratase activity; metal ion binding
Source: RefSeq, a predicted model, not a curated record